AUGGCCGACGUCGACAUGACCGACGCUCCCAGCAGCUCCGUUGUUGCCAGUAAGCGCAAGGGCGGUGACGCCGAUUCCAAAUACGACGGCAAGAAGCGAUUCGAGGUGAAGAAGUGGAACGCCGUCGCCCUUUGGGCCUGGGACAUCGUCGUCGACAACUGCGCCAUCUGCCGAAACCACAUCAUGGACUUGUGUAUCGAGUGCCAGGCCAACCAGGCUUCCGCUACUAGCGAGGAGUGCACUGUGGCCUGGGGCAUCUGCAACCAUGCUUUCCACUUUCACUGCAUCUCGAGAUGGUUGAAGGCACGACAGGUCUGCCCGCUGGACAAUCGCGACUGGGAAUUCCAGAAGUACGGUCGUUAG
Molecule: messenger RNA, 363 nt
Organism: Anthostomella pinea
Lineage: Eukaryota; Fungi; Ascomycota; Sordariomycetes; Xylariales; Xylariaceae
Source: the annotation of a GenBank genome assembly